AUGCCGCCCAGAGCCAAGAAGCAAGCCCCGGGCCCCGACGUGCCAGCUGCUUUGGCAGAACAUCCCACGGCCGCUUGCCAGUUACAGUCGCACAUGCCACGUCAUUUCAUGUCCGCUGUGCAGAUGCGUGAGGUGUUGAAGACCUUGAAGGCUGAGCUUCAGAAGGUUUCCCAGCAAGAGCCGGUCGCCAGAGCUGGCGUUGCGGAGCUUGACGACGAUCGGUACAGAGCCGUGAUGAAGCGCGACGAGGAGUUUGAGUGCUGCGUUACCAGAACUCACUUCCCGGACAUGCCGGCGACCCAUGCCACGAUCCUUCCGAGUUGGGGCAGCGUCAAGCGAGGCUUCGAUUGCCUGCCCGUGCGUGCCACUUCUGCCAGCAGUCCGCCUCCGAAGGGAACGUACCAACUUUUGUCGUUGGAUGCCUACUUGAUGUCCUUCGACUUUGCAUGGGCGCAGGCUGAGCAGUCCUCCAAAAUUGACAUGAAGUCGCAGAACCAGACUUUGACUGGCUGGAAAGUCGUCCUUGCCACUGUCGAGAUCAGGAAUACUUUAAGGCGGACGGGCGACGUGUUCAGCAAAGGCUCUGCGGCAGACUCCAAUGUCAACAUCUCCGCUUUCUUGCAGAAGGCAGGGCUGGCAGACGUCAGCCCGAAGGUUAUCGGCUCCCGCUUGAAGAUACAUGCCCGCAUGGGCUCGGCGGCGCUCGAUGUGCUCGAGCAUCUAGACGACGCUUACGGCCCGACCAAGCACCUCUUCUCGCAGAUCUCCAAUCUGGACGUGGCCUGUCUAGAUGUUGGUGAGAUGAAGGUGACUGCGAAGAUCUCGGUCUUGACGGUCGUGGGACGGGAAUUGCUGAAAAAGCGGGUCUGUUCCUUCCUUGCGCAGUCUUUCAAGAUGCCAGAUGCCGCAGACAAGUAUGAUGCUGGUCGGGCGCCCUCGACUGUGAUUGCCAAGGUGACCUCAUCUUACGACGCGUACAUUCGCUCUGGCUUGGCUUUUCACGACAGCGACAUGGAGUGGAUGCUCCUGCUGCCAGAUGCGCAGCACGGCAUCCUCGACUUCAUCGCGAAGCUCUUGAACUCCUCCCCCCUGCUGGUGGAAGAGAUAGAUGUUGCUGUUAAACACGAUUUUCUCACGCCUGCGGAGACCUUCUUGAACCGCUCCAGGGUGAAGGAGAUCUUCGACUUGGAGACGGCCCUGGCGAUGAAGAGAGAUCAGGAGACGCAGGCCACUUCGCACGCUGAGCCGGCUAGAGCGGAGCCGCAAAGCAGCCUCGAGCAGACAGACGCGAGCACGGAGUUGACCCAGGAUCCGCAGCCCGAUGCCCCGGUUGCGGAGCCGGAGCCGGAUGUUGGCAGCUUCUUUCCCAGCCUGUCCUUGUCGGGUGUCCAAGCUUCGACUCUGGGUAAGAUCAGCUACGAGAGGCUCAAGACAGUGGUUGAGCAAGCGAAGAUGCGAAGUGUGAAAACGUAUGUGACGAUCAAGCUUCACGAGGAGUUCUUCGAAGCCCCACCUCCGGGUGAGGAAGAGAACCUGGCGAGGAUGUAUAUUUGGGACGUGAAGAACCACUUGGUGAAUGUCAGUCCACAGGCCCACUCGCAACCUUUCAAGUACUUUCCUCCCGUUGACACUUUGGCAAAGAGGGUGGCAGAGAAGCUCUUCGAGGAGGACGCGAACGAACAGCGCCUGUUCAGGGCCAAGGAUGUGGCUCUUUUCUUCGACGGCCGCUUCUUGGGCGAUGGCUUGAAAGGCCCCUUGGGGAAAAUCCUGCGGCAAGUGCCUGCCUCCAUCGCUGGUUCGAGGAAGAUGAUGGAGCACCACUACUUCCACCACAACCGCGAGAUGGAGUUCGGAGGCUAUGCUGGUCCCAGCAGGGUCGUGGCAGCCAUGAGCAGCCGCGUCGUCAGCCACUUGGAGACGGCUUUCGUCAUUUCCGGGAAGGGCUACGCCACGGACCUGCGCGAGAGGCGCUUCAUUGACCUGCCAGGGUCAAACAGGUCCCGGGGGUGGUCAGGCUGUUCGCUGAAAGAGGAGCACGAGCAAAUCCGAGUGCCUUACAAGCUGAAGAAGGAGUUGGAGGCGCCGAAAGAAUCCGUCCUGAAGAAGGACGUGCUGUCUUCCGAGGAUCCGCAGGUUGGUCACGAGGACAGCGCGCUGACAACCGUCGCGGACGAUGAGCCGUCGUGGCUUUGGAACUGGGGCCACAGCGAAAAGUUCUUCCGCGAGCUGUUCUUCGCCUUUGGGACGCCGAAUACCGUGAGGGUUGUUUCCUGCACUCCCAGCUCGGCGGCUAUGAUGGCGGCGGCGCGGGACCGCUUCCGGUAUCUCGGCUUCGCUCGCACGGCCAAGGUGAAGCAGAUUCUUUUGGAGGAUGCCUUCCUCCAGGUGACCUUGGCGAUGGUGCGCGGGUCCGGCGACUUCGGCUUCAUGCGCGUGCUAACGAGGGAAGAGUCUUUGGGUGGCACCGAGGCAGGUCAAGGUGAUCAAGUCAUGGCUGCUGCUGCCGCGGCUGCUGCUGCCCCGGCUGCUGGAGCCGCAGGCGAGGGCGGCGAGGAUAACGGCCAAGCCAGGGGCGAGGGCGAGGAAGAGGGCGCCGAGGAGCGCGGCGGGGCCUUGGACGGCGAUGACUUCGUGGAUCCUGAGGCGUGA
Molecule: messenger RNA, 2649 nt
Organism: Symbiodinium natans
Lineage: Eukaryota; Dinophyceae; Suessiales; Symbiodiniaceae
Source: the annotation of a GenBank genome assembly